Messenger RNA from Caenorhabditis briggsae, 747 nucleotides. Bases 1 to 747 code for a protein of 248 amino acids. Gene Ontology annotation, cellular component: membrane; endoplasmic reticulum. The record is from RefSeq and is a predicted model, not a curated record. The transcript is spliced from 5 exons. NCBI's taxonomy places the organism in Eukaryota, Metazoa, Nematoda, Chromadorea, Rhabditida, Rhabditidae. Gene Ontology annotation, biological process: GPI anchor biosynthetic process.
AUGCUUAUUGCUUCUAGAACUUUUUCGUUCACUCGUCUCCUUGCUCUUGAUGUCGCUAUUUCGCUGUAUAUUUGGAAUGUGUGGGCACCUGAUUGGAACUAUAACGUCGACUCGUUUUGGAAGCAGACAAGCCACGUGGCGGAUAAUUUGAAUGGUACAAUAAACUGGCUGAGGGACAAUCCGGCUGGUCUCAAGUUGAACACUCCAGUAAAUGAAACACUUGCGUGGUUCUUCAGUUAUCACAUCUACUUGUGGACCACAUUCAUCGGAUUCCUUCGGUACGAUGUAUUCUAUCGUUAUGUCACCAAUUCACUCGUCUUCGGAUUGUCAACAUUCUCAUCUAUGAUCUACGAUCUUUCUCAAAUAUUCUUCCUUCACUUUAACUGUUUCGAUGCGUAUGCAACGAAACUUUGCUAUCUCUGCUACUAUACGCUGACAGUUUUGUGGAGUUUGGUGAGAGGAAAAAAACAUAACCCACUUCGCGAGAGAAUGGAUACUAUUACACUGGAUACUCGGCAACAGUUCCUGGCUACAUCACUCUUUGUUAUCCUUCUUUUCAUUCUACCAACUGUUUUUGUAUAUUUCGUUGUAUUCCGAAGCCUUCGUUUAGCUGUUUCUGCUAUUCAAACAGUUAUCUACUUCUUCGGAACAUGGCCAUUUCAGAUAUUUGCUCUACAAAAGUAUGUAGUUCGGAAAUACUACGGGAAACCGAUUGCGGAAGAAACCAGCGACAGUCCAGCUACAUAA